Molecule: messenger RNA, 344 nt
Organism: Nicotiana tabacum (common tobacco)
Lineage: Eukaryota; Viridiplantae; Streptophyta; Magnoliopsida; Solanales; Solanaceae
Source: RefSeq, a predicted model, not a curated record
CCCAUCCUCCACCACCACCCCUCCCCAAAUAAAGGAAAAAGAAACAGAAAAAAGAACCCUAAGCCAUUCUCUCUGUUUUCGAAGAGUAAAUUAUGCGGUUCAAACCGAUUUGCUCAUCACCUGUGACUGAUAAAAACUCGAUCUACAAUUUUCUUCUCUUUCUAUUCAAGGUAAAAGUCGCCAUUAAAGUGAAAGCAUCAGUAAUUAUUUGUUUCACUUCAUCUGGAAGGGCAUCAAGAUUGAUAGCUAAAUAUAGGCCAGCAAUGCCAGUAUUGUCUGUUGUAAUUCCUCGACUCAAGAUAAAUCAACUGAAGUGGAGUUCUAGCGGUGCAUUUGAGAUAUGA